Caenorhabditis briggsae is the source of this 495-nucleotide messenger RNA. The record is from RefSeq and is a predicted model, not a curated record. Bases 1 to 495 code for a protein of 164 amino acids. Lineage: Eukaryota; Metazoa; Nematoda; Chromadorea; Rhabditida; Rhabditidae. The transcript is spliced from 2 exons.
AUGUUGUCUCGAACUGCGAUUCUCCUCUCUUGUUCUCUCUUGGCUAUCGCCACCGCGGCCUCCACUGUCCGCUCAUCGAUGAAGAACACGGUCGAAGAUGCUCAGGAGCAGCUCACGAAGAAGAUCCGAUGCUGGGAACCAAUCGAGGAGAACAUCGCCGGUGCCGCCUUCUCAGGACAACAUCGCCUCAGCGAGGCCGUCUAUGAAUUGUGCUCUUACAUGCCGGACCCGAAAAACUGGAGCAAAGGAUACGUGAACGGAGUGGACAUGGACUCGGAUGACUACACCACCGUUCUCCACAUGUUCCAAAACGUCGCCCGUGGCUACGCCGUCCUCAAUGUCUGUCUCCAGGAAGGCUUUCAAUUCCACGUCCAAGGUCGCCCAAGCCAGGUUUCCAUGAGAUGCCUAUGCAAGAGGGAUGGCUGCAAUCUCCCGAAGGGAUUCACCGAGUUCCUGGAGUACAACAAGCUCCCAAUGCCGGAGACCACUUUCUAA